Toxorhynchites rutilus septentrionalis is the source of this 12973-nucleotide messenger RNA. It is a transcript of the gene Ca-alpha1D, whose product is annotated as muscle calcium channel subunit alpha-1. Gene Ontology annotation, cellular component: membrane; voltage-gated calcium channel complex. The transcript is spliced from 26 exons. Gene Ontology annotation, molecular function: high voltage-gated calcium channel activity. Gene Ontology annotation, biological process: calcium ion import across plasma membrane. The coding region runs from base 512 to 6358 and encodes 1948 amino acids. The record is from RefSeq and is a predicted model, not a curated record. NCBI's taxonomy places the organism in Eukaryota, Metazoa, Arthropoda, Insecta, Diptera, Culicidae.
CUGUUCUCUACAUAAACUAGCAAUUUUCGAGUGUCGAGUUGAUUUUGUGAUAUGUCUAUUUAGUAAAAGAAAUGAUGUCUGUUCAAUUCCGAAUGUGAUCAAAUCUUUUGAAAGAGAUCACACAACAUUUCAUUGUUCAGGCUACAGCAACAUUUAUAUGUUAUUUUCAAAGAAUGUGUCUUAUGCGAGGAAAGUUCAUAGUAACAGUAACAUACAGUACCAGAUUCAAACAGUAACAGCAUCAAUUUAUAAUAACAAAAAUAUGAUGGUAGCGACUAUAACGAUAACAAAUAGUACGAAGUUAGUUAAUUGGUUCUGCACUGUUACUAUCGAGAAGGUCAUACAUAAAUGACGAUAGAAUGAAUUGUAUAUCAAUAAUGCAUCGCAUGUUGUUUAUAAGAAAGGCAUAUAAUUCAAACACCUCGAGUAUGGAGUAUCAUGUGAAUAUAAAUUAGUAACCUGAUUCUCAAAUAAACGUUCAUAGAAGUAACAAAACUGAAAUAAUUUCACAAUGCAUACGGAUUCAUCGGUUAGCAGUGCUGAUGAUCACCAAUCCCGAAAUGCCAAAGCGGAUACUUCGACGAAAUAUUUUGGGAAAAGUGAGAAAAAAUUUGUGCUAAAUUCCGUGAAAGGUUCUGAAUUAUCGGCUAAACUUGAUAAAAGAAAACCUUCUAGAAAUAAGAAUUUUAUCGUUGGAUUUUUAUCCAAGUCCACCACCACCUCUGGGAGUCUUCCAAGGCAGAAAAAAUAUAAAGGCUCACGUUUCUUCAGUCGUAGACGAUACUCACUUUCUGAUGUGUGGCAAGCAACGCUGAAAACAACUACUGCCAUGAGUCAAGCAGGUGCUCCUAUCAACGGUCAAGAUGCACCUAUUAUUGAUUUGAAUUCUGCAGCCGGUCAACUGAAAGGGUCGACCGCAGCGACGACCGGCAAUGUAACACUACCAAUUGCACCAAAAAAACCCACAAGGCGAGCGGGGGUCAAACCACAGCCAGAUAGACCAGCAAGAGCAUUAUUUUGUCUGACACUGAAAAAUCCUAUACGUAAGCUUUGUAUAGACAUCGUUGAAUGGAAACCGUUCGAAUAUCUGAUAUUGUUAACAAUUUUUGCGAAUUGUGUUGCCUUAGCUGUUUACACUCCUUUCCCGAAUAGUGAUUCGAAUACUACAAAUGCUGCGCUGGAGAAAAUUGAAUAUAUUUUUCUAGUAAUAUUUACAGCAGAAUGUUUUAUGAAAUUAAUAGCGUAUGGUUUCAUUCUGCAUCCGGGAUCAUAUCUAAGAAAUGGAUGGAAUAUUUUGGAUUUCACGAUAGUCGUUAUCGGAAUGAUUUCAACAGCAUUAUCCAAUUUAAUGAAGGAAGGUUUUGAUGUGAAGGCAUUACGAGCUUUCCGUGUACUUCGACCUCUACGUCUGGUGUCUGGUGUACCAAGUUUACAGGUGGUACUCAACUCAAUUCUACGUGCCAUGGUGCCUUUAUUACAUAUUGCCCUUUUGGUAUUAUUUGUCAUCAUUAUUUAUGCCAUCAUAGGGCUUGAAUUAUUUUCUGGCAAACUACACAAAUCGUGCUUCAAUAAUGUUACUGAUGAGAUUAUGGACGACCCUCAUCCUUGUGGAGAAGACGGAUUCCAGUGUGAUAGUAUUUCACCAGAAAUGGUUUGUCGUUACUACUGGGAAGGUCCGAACUUCGGUAUUACGAAUUUCGAUAACUUUGGUUUAUCUAUGCUAACUGUAUUUCAAUGCGUGACGUUGGAAGGAUGGACUGAUAUGCUGUAUUAUAUACAAGACGCCAUGGGAAGUACUUGGCAAUGGGUAUACUUCAUUUCUAUGGUAAUCUUAGGUGCAUUUUUCGUUAUGAAUCUGAUUCUUGGUGUUUUGAGCGGAGAGUUCUCUAAAGAAAGGACUAAAGCAAAGAAUCGAGGCGAUUUCCAGAAAUUACGUGAGAAACAACAAAUUGAAGAGGAUCUGCGGGGAUACUUGGAUUGGAUAACACAAGCCGAAGAUAUCGAUCCGGAAAAUGAUGCCAAUGAAGUUCAAGAGGGAAAAGUGAUGGCAAUCAAUGAGAAUGAUUCUUCCGACCAUAUGGGAGAAGAAGGGGAAAUUCAACAAGAAAUGUGGUUCAGCAGAAAAAGAAAAAGUAUUGAUCGUGUGAAUCGACGGUUGCGUAGAGCCUGUCGCAAAGCAGUUAAAUCACAAGCAUUUUAUUGGCUUAUUAUUGUGCUUGUAUUCUUGAACACUGGAGUGCUAGCAACUGAACAUUAUCAGCAGCCACGUUGGUUGGAUGACUUUCAAGAAUACACCAAUAUGUUCUUCGUUGCGCUAUUCACUAUGGAGAUGUUGCUUAAAAUGUACAGUUUGGGAUUUCAAGGAUAUUUUGUAUCACUCUUCAAUCGUUUCGACUGUUUUGUUGUUAUCGGCAGUAUAGGUGAGAUGAUUUUGACAAGUACCCAAAUUAUGCCGCCAUUGGGUGUUUCGGUGCUGCGAUGUGUUCGACUUCUACGUGUUUUCAAAGUUACUAAAUACUGGCAAUCUUUGUCGAAUUUAGUAGCAUCUUUACUGAAUUCGAUACAAUCCAUCGCUUCCCUAUUGUUGCUACUGUUUUUAUUCAUCGUUAUUUUUGCAUUAUUGGGAAUGCAAGUAUUUGGUGGAAAGUUCAACUUUAAUAGUGAAGUAGAUAAACCUAGGUCAAAUUUCGACAGUUUCGUCCAAAGUCUAUUGACCGUGUUCCAGAUUCUCACCGGUGAAGAUUGGAAUGCUGUAAUGUAUGAUGGAAUUCAAGCAUACGGAGGCGUAGCGUCGAUUGGAAUACUAGCUAGCAUUUAUUUUAUUAUAUUGUUCAUAUGUGGUAAUUAUAUUCUGUUAAACGUUUUCUUGGCCAUCGCUGUCGAUAAUUUAGCUGAUGCGGAUUCCUUGACAACUGUGGAGAAAGAAGAUGGAGAAGGCGAAGAACAAGCUGAAGAUGAAAAUCAGCUUUCGCAUGAUGCAAACCCAGCUGGUAUUGCCGAUGACGGGUUCAUGGAACAUGAUAAAGAUAAUCUUGAUUCUGAAAAUGAUCUGAAUAUGUCUGACGACUACGAACAUAACGGAUCAGAAAUGAAAAUAACUUCUCCAGAUGAUGAUGAAGGAUACGAAGAUCAAGACCCACAAGGUUUCACAGGUGAGACCUACGAACAACGUGCCACAGCGCGUCCUCGUCGCUUGUCGGAAAUAAGUGUGAAGAAACCGAAGAAACAGAUUCCACGAGCUGAUGCGUUAUUUUUAUUUUCUUCUACGAACAGAUUUCGGGUGUUCUGCCAUUGGCUGUGCAACCACAGUACAUUUGGAAAUAUCAUACUUGUUUGCAUUAUGUUUUCAUCCGCUAUGUUGGCUGCUGAGGACCCUUUGAAUGCAAACUCGGAACGCAAUCAAAUUUUGAACUAUUUCGAUUAUUUUUUUACUUCAGUUUUCACUAUCGAGCUGCUAUUAAAAUUGGUUUCCUAUGGAUUUUUGCUCCAUGAUGGUGCAUUUUGCCGAUCGGCUUUCAAUCUACUGGAUUUAUUAGUCGUCUGCGUAUCUUUGAUCUCUAUGUUUUUCAGUUCUGGUGCUAUCUCUGUUAUCAAAAUUCUUCGAGUCUUGAGAGUGUUGAGGCCUCUACGUGCUAUUAAUCGUGCUAAAGGCUUGAAGCAUGUAGUUCAAUGUGUAAUAGUAGCAGUUAAGACAAUCGGAAAUAUUGUUCUUGUGACUUGCCUACUACAGUUUAUGUUUGCGGUGAUAGGAGUUCAAUUGUACAAGGGGAAGUUUUUUUCUUGUUCGGAUGGAUCGAAGAUGCAAGAAGCAGAAUGCCAUGGAACAUACCUUGUUUACGAGGACGGCAAUGUCGAUAAGCCAGUAUCAAAGGAACGAGAAUGGACAAGAAAUCGUUUCCACUUUGAUGAUGUAUCCAAAGCGAUGCUCACAUUGUUCACAGUAUCGACAUUCGAAGGAUGGCCGGGUCUCUUAUACGUUUCCAUAGAUUCCCACGACGAGGAUUCGGGCCCUAUCCAUAAUUUUAGACCGAUAGUAGCUGCAUACUAUAUCAUCUACAUCAUUAUUAUCGCAUUUUUCAUGGUUAACAUAUUCGUUGGUUUCGUUAUUGUUACUUUUCAAAACGAAGGCGAACAAGAAUAUAAGAACUGCGAUCUAGACAAAAAUCAACGAAAUUGCAUAGAAUUUGCGCUUAAAGCUAAACCAAUACGUCGAUAUAUUCCAAAGCAUAGGAUACAGUAUAAAGUGUGGUGGUUUGUCACUUCGCAGCCAUUCGAGUACAUGAUAUUCAUAUUGAUUAUGAUCAACACGAUCACACUUUCGAUGAAAUUUUAUCGUCAACCGGAGAUGUAUACUGAGAUCUUGGAUUUAUUGAAUUUGAUAUUCACAGCUGUUUUUGCCUUGGAGUUUGUUUUUAAACUUGCUGCUUUCAGGUUUAAGAAUUAUUUUGGAGACGCUUGGAACGUGUUUGAUUUCAUUAUUGUGUUGGGUAGUUUCAUCGACAUUGUGUACUCGGAAGUAAACGUUAGUAAAGGCAUGAAGGGUGGCUCCAGUAUCAUUUCAAUCAACUUCUUCCGUUUAUUUCGAGUUAUGCGAUUGGUUAAAUUGUUGGCUCGAGGAGAAGGUAUACGAACCUUAUUAUGGACAUUCAUCAAAUCUUUCCAAGCACUUCCCUAUGUUGCCUUGUUAAUCGUCAUGCUAUUUUUUAUUUAUGCUGUAAUUGGUAUGCAGGUAUUCGGAAAAAUUGCCAUGGACGAUGAAACGUCUAUACAUCGAAACAACAACUUUCAAACGUUUCCGCAAGCUGUUUUGGUUUUAUUUAGAUCCGCAACUGGUGAAGCCUGGCAAGAUAUCAUGUUGGACUGUUCGACCCGCCCAGGAGAAGUAAAUUGCGAUCCACGGUCCGAUGACGCUGGUUCUCUUGAGGGAUGUGGUUCAAAUAUUGCAUUCCCCUAUUUCAUAUCAUUCUACGUUUUAUGUUCGUUUCUGAUCAUCAAUUUGUUUGUUGCUGUUAUUAUGGAUAACUUCGAUUAUCUCACGCGUGAUUGGUCGAUAUUGGGACCCCAUCACCUCGAUGAAUUUGUGCGACUGUGGAGUGAAUAUGAUCCUGAUGCGAAAGGAAGAAUAAAGCAUUUGGACGUUGUUACAUUGCUUCGGAAAAUUUCUCCUCCCUUAGGAUUUGGAAAACUGUGUCCGCAUCGUGUAGCAUGCAAACGAUUAGUUUCUAUGAAUAUGCCAUUAAAUAGUGAUGGUACAGUUUUGUUUAAUGCGACAUUAUUCGCUGUCGUCAGAACAUCGCUCAAGAUUAAAACUGAAGGGAAUAUAGAUGAUGCAAAUGCAGAACUAAGGGCAACAAUAAAACAAAUAUGGAAGAGAACAGCUCCAAAGCUCUUGGAUCAAGUUGUCCCACCGCCAGGAGUUGAUGAUGAAGUAACAGUUGGCAAGUUCUAUGCUACUUUUCUUAUUCAAGAUUACUUUCGGCGAUUCAAGAAGCGCAAAGAAACCGACAAGCAUGCUGAAUUUGAUAAUAAGCGCGCAAUAACAUUGCAAGCCGGUUUAAGAACGUUGCACGAGGCUGGUCCUGAACUUAAACGUGCUAUUUCCGGUAACCUUGAGGAUAUGGGUGAAGACAAUCCAGAACCAAUGCACAGGAGAAAUCAUACGCUUUUCGGUAAUAUGUGGAGCUCCAUACGACGACCGGGUCAGUUUCCGAAAAAAGGCAACAAUGUAGCUCCGAAAACAUCCGCAACCACAGUUGCUGCAACUGCCGCUAUGCAUGCCGUUUUGUCGGGAGCAGAAGGAUGCAAAACACAAUAUAGUCAUAUAAAUAAUGGUUUUAAUCGAAUUUCUAAAAAAGUAACAUCUGACGCCAAAAGCGACAAUAUUCCAUUACAUCCAUUAAUUCUGGACGGCAGCAAUGUGAAUCAGACAAGCCGAGUCUACAACGCGAAUAGCAUUGUCAUGAAUGAUAACUAUGCCGCCGCAAUCACAUCUAACGUAAUAAGUGGAGGUAGCGUAGACACCAAAUGUUCCGUAGUAACCAGAGCUGGUCAGCAUACCCCGAAUAGCCAACUAGAUCGUACAAACAAAAUAGCGGAAGCAAUCGGUUCAGCAGAAUGUCUAGUUGGAAGGGUUCUCCUAGAACAAGGACUUGGUAAAUACUGUGAUCCUGAUUUGGUACACUGCACACAACUGGAAUUACAAGAAGCUCUUGAGAUGACUCAGGAAGAAAUGGAUCUAGCUGCUCACGAACUAAUGCUACAAGAAAGAUUUAAUCGGAAUGAGAAACACGAUUCACCACGAUUCAAACGUGAUCACCCGAACCUAAAAAAUAAAGAACCAUUUUAUAGCAAAACUUAGUUAACGCUAUAACUAGAUUCUCCAAUUAUGAAAAAAAAAUUUUGCUUUUGUACAGUUUUAUUUUAUCGAACGAGAUUCCAAGAACUCAAUUUGGAAGAAAUAAAGUAAGUACUAGGUAGCAAUACACCAAUCGAAUUGAUUGUACCAGCGAUCAAAAAUACUAGAUUAACUAAUGGAAUAUUGCAGGUAUUAUAAUCUGUAGAAGUUUUUUUUUGCGCUACACCAAAACUUUUUUAUAAUUUGUAAAGGUCAACAAUACAGCGGUAUCUUUUGCAUUCGCCGAAGAAAUGCAACAUUUUAUUGUCAUGUUUGAUAAGUGUGAACCAACAUACGAGGGUCGUCCGAAAAAUAAGUUUCAGUGCUUCAGAAAUCGCGGAAAAAUUAAAUUAGGACAAAAAACAAGGUGAUUUUCGUAAUCUACGUUUUAUUUUCUAUUUUUCUACAUAAUCGCCGUAACGUUCAAGGCAUUUUUCAUAGCGUGGCACGCGCGAAGUGCGUAGAGUCCAACUUUUUGAAGUACGAUGUAACUGUUUCACGAAUUUCUUCAGUGUUAUCGGAUCGUUGACCGCCGAACGCCUGUUUCAUCACCGUACUAUUGUGGAGUUUUGGACCGAUAAAGAACAAAAGGCCAGGUUUAUUGACGAAAGGAUUGAUUCUCAUCCACGAUAAUGGGCGGCUCGCGUAACUGAAGAGCAAUUGAAAAAAUACAAGUGAACUGUGUUCGAGCAUCCUCCUUACUCCCCAGAACUCGCCCCUAGCGACUAUCACUUAUUCCCGGUGAUGAAGCAGGUGUUCGACGGUCAACGAUUCGAUAACACUGAAGAAAUUCGUGACGCAGUUACUGUGGGCAGAACCCGCAGAUUUAACACAAAGCGAACCGGCGAAGUAGCGGAGCAAGAAAAAGAAAGGAACACAUCCGUAAUCGAAUUAAAGACACUUUCUCAAUAAUCACACAUCUUUAUUCUACGGGAUAUAAUUUCUAACUGGUACAAAAAUGUAACUGUCACUGCAUUAUUAGUUUGCAUAGCUUGGCAGCAACUACUGAAAUAAUGACAUUACAAGGGGUAGGAAUUCAUGGUGUUUAUAACAAAGGUGGUCGGUGAUUCCUCCAACACUCCUCCUCAACGAGCACCGAACUUGCUUAUCACGAAUCCUGACAUCUCUGCCAACUGUCUGAAUUUGGUCGUCGCUAAUGGUUUCGUCAAUGCAUCGGCUAACAUUUCCUCUGUAGGGCAGUACACCAACUUAAUCUCGCCUCUUUCCGCCAUGUCUUUCACAAAAUGGUGUCUGGUAUCUAUAUGCUUAGACCUCUUGCUUGUGCGUUCAGCUUUUACAAAUGACAAGCAACUUUGAUUGUCUUCGAAAAUCGUUGUUGCUUUUGAUAGAUCCUCACCGAAAUCUGCCAUCAACCGUCGAAGCCACAAAAGUUCUUGACACGCCUCGCUUAACGUGAUAUACUCCGCUUCCAUCGAAGAUAAACUGACACAUGUCUGACGACGACUCGCCCAAGCGAUAGGACCGUUGCCGAAGAAAAAUAUAAAUCCAGUGGUAGAUCUCCUACUUGCGUGAUCUCCUGCCCAAUCAGCAUCGGAGUAGCCGACCAAUGUCCAAUCCUUCCCUGGAUCGAAUCUCAAUCGUACCUCCAUUGUUCCCUUCAAAUACCUCACGACACGUUUUGCAGCUUUCCAAUCCAUCUCAGUCGGCGCACUAACUUUUCGACCAAGUAAUGAAACACUGACUGCUAUAUCUGGCCUCGCAUUUACAGCUACAUAUAAAAGUGCUCCUACAAGACUCCUAUACAGGAAAGUAUCCGAGAAAGCUUGACUCGUAUCAUCUGCUCAUUGAUACCCGGGAUCCAUUGGGGUACUCGAUGGCUUGCAUUCUCCAAGACCAAAUUUUCUAAUCAGCGUCUUGAUGUAACUUGUCAAACGUAUGCUGUAAUAACGAUUUUCACGCUGAACUUCGUGUCCCAAAAAAUGCUUUACUUCACCUAGGUUUACGACGUCAAAUUCUUUGCGAAACGAUUCGAAAACACUCAUAAUCAUGGUUUCUUCCUUGCAUCCAAUCAAAAUAUCAUCGACGUAAAUCAACAAGAAAAUAAUACCUCUGUCAUCGUUUCGAAUAUACAGACAGCUAUCCGAUGAACACUGUUUAAAUCUUAGUUUGACUAACACACUAUGAAGCGCUUGGUUCCAACAACGCGCUGAUCGCUUGAGCCCAUAGAUGCUCUUCUUCAGUUUACAGACAAAUUUCUCCUUUUCAGUAACUGAAAAUCCAGGGGGCUGCCGCAUAUAAAUCUCCUCCUCAAUUUCUCCAUGUAAAUACGCCGUUUUCACGUCAAAAUUAUUGAGAAUCAUACCACGUUUCCCCGCUAUCGCCAAUAAUACUCGGAAAGUUUCCUGUCUCGUAACCGGUGCAAAAACAUCCAGAUAGUCUUCACCGUAUCGCUGUUUAUAACCUUGGGCUACAAGUCUAGCCUUAUGUUUCACGACAUCGCCUUGUUCAUUACGCUUCAGCUUAAAUACCCCGCGCGAUCCAAUAGCUUUCUUUCCAGGUGGCAACUGUACUAAGUCCCAAGUUCCGUUUUCUGCAUGAUACUCCAUUUCCUGAUUCAUUGCUGUCUUCCAGUCAGUUUCCUGAAUUGCUUCACGGUAAUCCGUCGGUUCUUCAACUCUAUCCUUCACAAUGCUCACAACGUAAUCACUAUAACGGGAAGGCAAAAUACCACGGUUACGCCUAUUUUGAGGCAGCACUUCCUGCUCCUCCUGAACACGAACAUCUUCUGCUGGAAUAGAACCAUCUGAAACAGCAUCACUCCAACCUUCAAUGUCGGAUGACAGAAUACCAUUAUCAUCAUCAGGAUCGCUGUUCACUUCCUCGAUAUUAUUGGGUUCAUUAUCAGUGAUUUGAAGCUCUACUUCCGGUUGCAAAUUUUUAGGUGAUUCAGUUCGUUUUUCAUUUCUGUCAGUGCUGUUUUCCAAUUCAAUGAACUUAGCGUCUCGACUGGCAGUAAUUCUAUUUGUUGCACGGUCCACAAAUCUGAAACCUUUUCUAUCUUCUGCAUAACCCACAAAAGUAAGCUUCACCGAUUUGUAAUCCAGUUUCAAUCGCUUCUGUUCUGGAACUUGCACAUACGCGUCACAUCCAAAUACUCUGAGAUCAGAUAGAUCUGGUUUCUCUCCUGUCCAGAGCUCAAAUGGUGUUUUCUUAAUCACGCGUGACGGUAAACGGUUCUGGAGAUAUGCCGCCGUCAUUACAGCCUCACCCCAAUAUAACUUUGGCAAAUUCGCAUCUGCUAACAUGCAUAAAACCAUUUCUUGCAACGAUCGAUUUCUACGUUCAGCUAUCCCAUUUUGUUGAGGAGAAUAAGGCAUCGUAUACUGCGCUUUAAUUCCUUCCAAUUCAUAAAAUUCUUGGAGCUCUCGGUUCACAUACUCGCCGCCACCGUCCGAGCGAAUGACGAAGGGCUUCCAACCGAACAUAUUGUGCACCCAACGAACAUAUUGUUUGAUUUUACUGGCUGCUUCAUCCUUGCUCUUCAGUAAAUAAACCACAGCAUACCGACUAUAGUCGUCAAUCAUUGUCAUAAUGUAUCGAUUAUCUGAGGGUGUGGUGUUCUCCAUGGGUCCACACAAAUCAGUGUGAAUCAAUUCCCGCGGUUUCGAAAUCUUACGCGUGCUCAACGCGGGGAACGGCAUUCGGGUCAGUUUACCUUUCAAGCAGCUUUCACAUGUGAUACGCACACCACAGUCAUUCAUUUUGAAUCCACGCACCAGAUCCUCCGAUUCCAAACGUCGUAGAACAUCGGGUUCUCUGUGCCCGACUCGACGAUGCCACGUAUGCUGACACCACUCAUGGUGAUCACCAGCUACCUUCAUUGAAGACUCUUGAAUUUUCAGGCUAUACAGACUACCGCACUUUUCUCCGAUAACUACCACUUUACCGCGAUCAUUGCAUAUUUCACAACCCGACACACCGAACUUCACGAGAAAUCCAUUCGCGACUAACGUUCCCACGGAAAUCAACCCGCCGUCUAAUUUCGGAACAUAGAGUACAUUUUUCAGAGUAAUUUGGACUCUCUCACGAUUCGCGUUUUCACCGUACACAAUACCGUUACCGAUUCCCGUUGCUUUGGUUUUAUUCCCGUCGGCCAAUGUUACUGUGGAAUCAACACUGUCAUUUAACUCCGCGAAAAACGAUCUGUCACUUGUCAUAUGGCAUGUGGCACCACUAUCGAUUACCCAGCUAUUUCGAAAAACUGUACCGGCCACGAAACAUACCGCACAACCGUUGGCAUCAUCUGGACCAUCAGCAUGUUUAGCUUUUUCAUGUUUAUUUUUGUCACUCUGUCCCUUUGACUUAUUUUUCUGAGCAAGCCACUUUUUACAAUGCUUCCGAAGGUGACCUGACUGCUGACAAAACAUAACACACACGCUCUUUCUUAUUGGUUCCCGCAUCUAACCUCAUCGCUUUUACAUUUUGUGUAAGCGAUUCACUGCGAUUCUGACGUUGGCGAUAUUCUUCUAGUAAACGAUUUUUCACAAUUUGCACAGUCCAGUCCGGGUUAACCUGACUCUGUAAACCUUGCACCAAAUUCAAAUAUGAUGAUGGCACACUGCGAAACACCAUCGCAAUACGUAACGAUUCUUCGAGAUUCUGGCCCGCAGCGGCAAGCUUGUCGAACAAAUCUUCCAUGUGCUCAAGGUGCGUUUCCAUGCAACCGCCCUCUGACAUACUAGCACUACACAACAUAUUCAAGUAGUGUACAAUCGUCGACAUGGACACUUUUUCGUGGUGCUCUUUUAACGCAUUCCACAUAGUACGAGCGCUAUCACAAUUUUUCACGACUUUGAACUGGCUUUCAUCCAAAAAGAGUCCAAUAUUGACACGUGCUUUUCGGUCUCGAGCCCUCCAUUCUUCCGUUUCGGGUUCUGGUUUCGCAAUAUUUAUCACUUCCCAAAGAUCUUCACGCUCCAGCAGCCAUUCCAUGCGCUGCUUCCAUGAGCCCCAAUUCGUUUGGCUGAGCUUCGGAAAAGAAACUUUUGCACCGUCCGCCAUCUUUGAAGAAUGAAAAUUUUCACGUGGUUCACGCAACGGAAAAAUAUGGAGUCACUCUAUCAGCGCACUCAACAGUCCCGAUUCCUUUUCUUCCGAACAAUGUCAUUACUGUCAUUAUUAAUGUAAUUACAAAUCGACAAGAAAGCUUCCGGAUGAGUAUCCAAACAUCGCUUGCCAAAGGAAACUAUCCAACGUAAUCAAAUAUUAACAUAUAUGACUCCAAACAGUAAACAAUACGUGAGCCCCUGAGGACGAGCCCUGUUUUAUGCUGCCUACGCUCAAUUUUCAUUGGUUGGGAUAGGGUUGCCAGAGCCCCGGUUUAUAACAAGUACGAUUUAACUGUUGGAGGUCGGUGAUUCCUCCAACAGUUAAAUCGUACUUGAAAAACUAUGGAUGGGUUAUACCUAUGGUAUAACCGCAAGGUUGACGUAGGACUGCCGUUGACUUAGUAAUCAAUUGUAUUUCUUCAAUUAACCAUAAUCCCACCUCGUAUGUUCCUCAUUGGGUACGAUAUCGUCGCUGCGCAGAGCUAUCUUUUGUGGGUAUUGAUUAAAUUAUUGAUUAAACUAGUGAAUGAAUGAAACUCUCUACGAAUUUAAUUGCAAACAAAUACCAAUUUAAGUCAAUUAAUGCAUUAUGGAAGUAGUUAUCGCAGCAAAUAGUUAUCAACACUUUGCCUAAUCAUCAAACGGUUGAUGCGUUUCCAAUGUCGUUUUCUCCAGGCUCCAUGGUUUGAAGUCUGUGUUAGGGGAACAUCCAUCCAUUCCAGCGAUCGUACAUCAACCGUUGCGCAAUCAUAACUGAGUGGAUUUCCGAGCGGCACUCGCUUAUAUACCGAUUGGUGUGAUUUCAAUAGCCUGUUUUGAAAGCAAUUUUAAAGCUAUUGAAACAAGUUUUUGAAUCAAAAAGUAACAAGCAUAUAACGCGUAGACGUUUUGACUUUCGAGUGAAGUGUUUAUCGUAUCGUUUCAUUCAGUUAUUUAGGAACUAUUGAGGCUCAAAAUCUCGUUCUCCGGCGUAACGCUUUUGUUUUCAAAACUUUGAACUUACACCCCAGUAUAGAAAUGAAAGACGUAGUCCUACGUCAAAAGUUGGACGCUACGCACUUCGCGCUCGGAAUAGAAAAACUCGUGCCACGCUAUGAAAAAUGCCUGGAACGUUACGACGAUUAUGUAGAAAAAUAGAAAAUAAAACGUAGAUUUCGAAAAUCAGCCUGUUUUUUUGUCUUAUCUUUAUUUUUCCGCGAUUUCUGAGGCACUGAAACUUAUUUUUUGAACGACCCUCGUAUUCAAAACUAUUCCAAACACCAGACAGAUGAUUGAAAGCUGUUCAGACUUCAUUGAGAAUAUUGUUAUAUGAAACUAACACCAUCGGGAUAGACUAUCGAAGCGCUGCGGUCUAUAAUUAGCAAUAGCAAAGAAAUACCAUGCUAGUAGCAUCUGAUAAAUGGUUUAACAUUAUCAUCAGUUAGUUAUAAUGUAUAAUGUGUCAAAUCAUUCUGUCGUUCAUCAAAUUAUUGUCAGUGAAGUAAAUAAAUAUACGGUUUUCAAAUAUCAA